AUGGGUCAAAAGCAGUCCAAGUUGUCGCGGGACCAACUCGAGGAACUUCAAAAGGCGACUCAUUUCGACAAAAAGGAGUUACAACAAUGGUACAAAGGCUUCCUCAAGGAUUGCCCGUCCGGCACCCUGACCAAGCAAGAGUUCCAGAAGAUAUACCGACAAUUCUUCCCCUUCGGUGACCCAAGCUCUUUUGCAGAUUACGUCUUCAAAGUGUUCGACUCGGAUAAGAGCGGGACCAUUGAUUUUAAGGAGUUCAUAUGCGCGCUGAGUGUGACAAGUCGGGGCAAGAUGGAGGACAAGCUGGACUGGGCAUUUCAACUAUAUGAUAUUGAUGGCGAUGGAAAGAUCAGCUUUGACGAGAUGCUGGCGAUUGUGGAGGCUAUAUACAAGAUGGUUGGGUCCAUGGUCAAAUUACCCGAAGACGAGGAUACGCCUGAAAAGAGGGUAAGGAAGAUCUUCCGAAUGAUGGAUAAAGACGAGAACGGAAGCCUCGAUAUGGCCGAAUUCAAAGAGGGAAGCAAGCGGGACGAAACGAUUGUGUCAGCGCUUUCGCUGUAUGAUGGGCUCGUCUAA
Molecule: messenger RNA, 573 nt
Organism: Exophiala spinifera
Lineage: Eukaryota; Fungi; Ascomycota; Eurotiomycetes; Chaetothyriales; Herpotrichiellaceae
Product: calcium-binding protein NCS-1
Exons: 4
Coding region: 1-573 (190 amino acids)
Cellular component (GO): membrane; cytosol; intracellular membrane-bounded organelle
Molecular function (GO): calcium ion binding
Source: RefSeq, a predicted model, not a curated record